AUGGACCACGUGAGGCUAACGGGUGCAGUGUCGAUUUCAGCAAAGCCUUUGAUACGAUCGACCAUCGAAAACUACUAUCAAAGCUUGAAGCGCUCGGAAAGUAAUAGGGCUGAACUGAACUGGAUUAGCAACUACCUUUCAGAUCGCCCACAGUCUGUUCAUUAUCAAAAUGCCUUAAAUGCUUUGGCUGAUUCUAGCGUUAUAACUUCUGGCGUACCUCAAGGGUCCAUCCUUGGCCCUCUACUUUUUGUAAUUUUUGUCAACGAAAUGCCUAGCACCGUCUCUCGUUGUAGCGUCAUAAUGUAUGCCAAUAACACUGUGCUAUUUUUCGCAUCACAAAAUGUUGAGGAGAUUGAGGCCGUUUUGAAUCAGGAACUAGACACUCUGUAUUCCUGGCUUACUGAGCCUCUUUUUAAACAAGAAGAAGACCGAGUUUAUCGUAUUUGGUACUUCAGCUAG
Messenger RNA from Paramuricea clavata, 459 nucleotides. The record is from the annotation of a GenBank genome assembly. Lineage: Eukaryota; Metazoa; Cnidaria; Anthozoa; Malacalcyonacea; Plexauridae.